Messenger RNA from Elaeis guineensis (African oil palm), 1878 nucleotides. The record is from RefSeq and is a predicted model, not a curated record. NCBI's taxonomy places the organism in Eukaryota, Viridiplantae, Streptophyta, Magnoliopsida, Arecales, Arecaceae.
UCAAAAGGUACGCUUUCGUUCAUAGUAUUCUGAUUCGAAGCUUUCCAAGGUAUCAGAAAAGAAAUUGAUUCGACCUGUCGGGGCCGUGGGAUUUUGAGGUUGCAAAAAGUUAAGUUAGGGUUUAGGUUUUAUGCUGAGAAAUCGAUGAUUAAGGUUGUUUUUUGGGGAUCAAGAUCGGACUUUUUACUCCAGGGUCAUGUGAGUCUUGUUUGCUGGAUUUAUUGAUUAGAUUUUUUACCAGAAAUGUUGCGUUGAUCAGGUUGUUGGUUUUUUUAAAAGAUUUAGAUCGAUUUGAGAUUAAAAAAAGAAUUCCUUUUGAACUUAUUCUAGGGUUUCUGAUGCAAAAAAAAAAAAAAAAAAUCAUCGUUUUUCCGAGGUUGCUGCGCUUUAUUUGCUUUCUGAGAUCAAAGAUUUGUUUUUUCUUAUGCUACGGUUUUUCUUGCGAACAGACGCGACUAUCGCGGGUUCAUUUGGCUGAUUUGAUGCGAAGAUUCGGAGAUUAGACUUUCAAUCUGGUUCUUUUUUUUCCUAAGGAUUGUAGCGUUCUGGAACAAUGAACAGGAGAAGAAAGGAAGGCAAGUUCCAGCCGUAGAUAUAAGGAGAAACUAGAGCUUAAGAGAAGUUUUCUUCCAGUAUUGCAUGUGCAAAGAGGAAGUUACCCUUCCAGAAAAUAGCAUCAUCGAGAUUAUAGAGAUGAAGUCUGAAAUGGUAAAUGGUGCGACAGACUUUCUGUCUCCCAAAGUCUCCUCCUCGGAGAAAGAAAGUGUUUUAAAAGGUAAUGAUAUGGGGGAUGGAAAAAUGGGUUCUGGAAUUAAGGUGGAGACAGAGAAAAAUGGUGUAGUUUUAGUUUCUCGCCAAGCUCCCUUCUUGGAGAGAGGUGGCGAUUCAAAAGGUGAAGAUGGUGGGCCCCUCAAACUUGGCAACGGAAAAGACUUUGGUCCAGUGACCCCGUUCAUGGAUAGGGAAAUAGUAGAGAUUUCAUCGUCCUCUGAUCAGACUGAGCAGGAGGAUGCUGUUCUAGGCUGCCAGACUCCGACAGAAAGCAUAUUUGAUCCAUUUGCUCCAGGCCCAGAGGACUUGAUGCUUGCACCAAAGAAGAAGAUGACGAGGGAAAGUAAAAUCCCUCUUCGCCGGCAGCUAAACUUUGACUCCUGCAGCGACUCCAUGGAGAAUGUAGAUGCCAAUGCCUCUGAAGAUGCUGCCCAGGAAGAACGCCUCUUGGAAUUGAUCUAUAAGUCAUUUUUUGAUCUGAUUGUUUCAAGCGAGGUCAAGGAGAUCUCUGCUGAGAGAUUGCCAGUUGAAUCUAAUCCUUCUGAAGGUUCCAAGACACCCACUUUUUUGCCUCUUCUAACGGGUGUUGCAGAGACAUGUCCAGCUGCACCUAUGAGGCCACAUGCUUCAAAGGCAAGGAGGCUGAGUCCAGACAUAUGUCGAAAGCUGGAUUUUGGGGCUAACUUGAAUUAAACUGUAGCCUUUCUCAUGGAAGCCAUAGACGGUGGAUGGCAAGAAGGAUUUCUUUUGUGGAGUUCGUUUUGCUAUUAAUGUGAAAACCUUGUUUUGGAUACCAGAUAUUAUUUCCUCUUGAAAUUAAGUGUCAGAUCAGUGUAGUCAGAGUGUUGCCAUACCCAGUCCAUUGCAGCAGUGCUAUGAUCAGAGGGGUGUGGUUUCAUGGCUGAUGCUUUCGAUAUAUCUGCUUUGGAGUAUUAACAUUUAACAUAAUCUGUGUUUAACCAGGAGUAACAUGUCCAUGAUUGUAUCCAUAGCAUUGAUAUUGCUGACUUUAACCAGGAUUUGAGGUCAUAGAUGUUGUGUAAUGUGUAGCUGAAAUUAUAAUUGUCUUUUGCUUUCCCCUAUGAAACAUCCAAAAAUGUUACAACU